AUGACAAGUUUUAGGCUAAAAAAUGCAUGUGUUAUCCUCCUUGUUUUGAUAUUAUGUCAAGAAAUAUUAGUGUAUAGUGUAGAAGCAAGGCAUUUGAGGGGUGAGGCAAGCAAGAACCAUCGCUCACGGCGGCAACGAGAUCAGAACUCUUUCAAGAUGCCAAAGAUCAAUGGGAAUGUUCAUAGCAGUGGUUCAGGCCAAGAGCAAAGCAGCAAGGUGGAAUAUGUUGAUGAUUUUCGUCCCACAGCACCGGGUCACAGUCCGGGAGCGGGUCACUCCAUCAAUAACUGA
Molecule: messenger RNA, 291 nt
Organism: Gossypium arboreum
Lineage: Eukaryota; Viridiplantae; Streptophyta; Magnoliopsida; Malvales; Malvaceae
Product: precursor of CEP8-like
Exons: 1
Coding region: 1-291 (96 amino acids)
Biological process (GO): nitrate import; root development; regulation of leaf morphogenesis
Cellular component (GO): extracellular region
Molecular function (GO): hormone activity
Source: RefSeq, a predicted model, not a curated record